Messenger RNA from Clunio marinus, 276 nucleotides. Lineage: Eukaryota; Metazoa; Arthropoda; Insecta; Diptera; Chironomidae. The record is from the annotation of a GenBank genome assembly.
AUGUGUUUCUCUGAAGUUAGAAAUCGAAUUGAAAUUGCAAAUGAAGAAUUUCAUUGCAUGGCUUUUCUAAUAUUUCCACAUAUUUGUGCAAUUCAACGAUUAAUGAUGGGUAAACUAUCUAAUAAAGUCAUAAAGUUUGAAGAAUCUUCGAAGGAAUCUUCUUUAUGGGUCUGUGCUGAUGAGCUGAGAGAUAAAAAUGAAGCGUUGCGAAAAUUGCUUGUAAAGCUUACUCAAAGUACUUGCGUAACACGACAAUUAUCAACACAGUUAGUGUAA